AUGUUUAAUUGGUUAUAUAUAUUUCUUCUGCUACUAAUAGGAUUGGUAAAUAAUCAUGAAAAAACUGAUGUUUUAUUUAAAAAUAAAGUAAAUCCUGAUAUACAUCCUUUAUCUUAUUUGCAAUUACCAGGAUUUAAAAGCCAUCCAAAAUUAACAAUAAAUAGUGAAAUAACACACUGGGUUUUAAGCCAUCUUCAACUAAAUCAGCUAGAAACAUUGAUCUCUGAAUUAGAAAAAGAAAUUAAGAAAUUAACACAAGAAUUUGAAGAAUAUAAAAAAAAUUCAAGAUCAAUAAGAGCUAAUUAUGAUUCACAUUCAUGCAGAAAUGACAUUAAUACUAAAAAACAAAAAGGAAAUAGAUGUAAUAAAUGUGAACAAAGAGCAAAUGCAAUUAAAAGAUUACGAUUAAAAAUGAAAGAAUUGGCUUCUAAGAUUAUUGAAUAUGAAUUUAAAUUAGAUAAAUGUAAACACAGAAAAGCUAUUUUAAAAGGAGAAAAAGUAAAUAAAGAUGUUAUAUAUAGACCAUUUUUAACUCCCUAUAAGAAUAAAUCACAAGAAGAUACUGCUGAUUUACAAAGAAGACGUAAAGAUAAAAUACAUGAAAGAGAAAUGAGAAGAAAUCAAAGGCUACAACAGGCAUUAGAAUCAGGAAUAAGCAUAAAUAAGCAUGAGUUACAUAUUGAAUCCCAAAAACAAAGAACAAUUGAUGUUGAAGAUUUAGUAAUGAUUUAUUUUCAACCAAAAAGUCUUGAUUAUUUUACUGAUAAAUUAUUGCAAUCUAUUUCAGAAUUAUUAAAAAUUAUGAUUGAUUUUAAUACUAAACAGUGUUUGGAUGAUGUAUUUUUAAUAAAGAUUGAAAAAAUACAAAAAAGUUUAAAAUCACAAUAUUAUACUAAAUCUCAAAAGCUUGAUAAGUUAAAUAAAGAAAGAGAUGGUAUAAUUGAAACAGGAAAUGGUGAUCCAUUUUUAGAUACAAGAAUUAAAUUACUUAAAAAUACUUUAAGUAUAUUAAAUAAAUCAUUAUUAUUUACUGAAUCAAUUCAAAUGAUUUGUUUAUAUGAUAAAGGUUCAAAUGGUUUUAUUGCAGUUUCAUUACCUUCAAUAUGUGAAUCUUUAAGUUUUAAUAUGCUUAAAAAUGAAUUGGAUGAAUUUAAACUUUUUGAUAAUUUAUCAAUUAAGAGAAUUUUGGAUUAUUUUCAUAAUAAUAAUAAUGGUGCAUUUAAAAAAUAUAUUAUACAUAUUCAAAUAAUGGAUGUACUUAAAUUUGUAUACAGAAAAUGUAUUGAAUUAACAUGGACAGUUAAUAGUGAAGAUUUAAAAGUUAGUUUUGAUGAAAAUUUAUUUCCUACUAUAUCAAGAUUACCUUCUGAAUAUUACAAAAAUCUAGCAAAUACAACAUUUAUAGAGCAAAUUAAAUGGAUUGUAGGUGUAAACCAGUUCAAUAUUGCAAAAAAUUUGAAUACAAAUAUGUUUCUAAUGUUUUUUAGCAAAAUUUUACAACUUAUGAGAAGUUAUAAAUACAUUAUGAGUAGGAUGAAACAAGUUACUAAAUCACAAUUAAGAAAUCAAUAUAAAGUUAAAUGCACCCAAUUAUUAUUCCAGUUAAACCAGUUAUUAAGUGUAUUAGUGGUGAAUAUGAUAAAAUUAAAGCAGAUUAAAGUUGAUAACAAAUAUAAAAUUAAUAUUAAAUCAACAAGUGAAAAUUCAUUAAAAGAAUUAAUAGAUAAAGAUUUAAAAUUAGUUGAUGGUAAAACAUGUCAUCAGUCUGUAUUAUCAUUACUUUAUUAUAGACAUCUACAAUUACAGUUAAUUAUGGUAAAUUCAAACAUGUUGAGUUAUAUUCCAAAUUUACUUAAUAAGUUAAUUCAUGCAAUAAAUACCUGUAAAUCAAAGUUAUCACGUGAUGAGAUAUUAUCAGAUCAUGCAAUUCAACACUUUGAUGUAAAAAAUUCAAACUUGAAAGAUUUAACUUUAUCAGAUUUAACAAUGGGUUUGAUUAGUUCUUUUUAUCAGGAUGAUUUAAGUAUUUUAUCUAAUAGUGUGGAUAAAAUAAGUACAUUUCUUGAGAAGUUACUUGAAAAGAUAAUGAAUACAAGUGCAAUUACUGCAUUAGAAACUGAAAGAAAAAGUGGAGUUAAUAUUCAACAAAAAAGUUUAUUAUCUGAUAAUAAUAUGGUUAAACUUGAAAAGUAUUUAAGGUUCAAAUAUUUUAAGUAA
Cryptosporidium ubiquitum is the source of this 2217-nucleotide messenger RNA. RefSeq lists its product as uncharacterized. The transcript is spliced from 2 exons. The record is from RefSeq and is a predicted model, not a curated record. Bases 1 to 2217 code for a protein of 738 amino acids. Lineage: Eukaryota; Apicomplexa; Conoidasida; Eucoccidiorida; Cryptosporidiidae.